AUGGCGAGCCAUUCUGCGGCGGGGGGGGGUUAUUAUAUUAUGGGAUGGGGGUGCCCCACGAGGUGGCGGCAGCGGGAGGGGGAGGAUGCGGUUAUUAUGGGAUGGCAGGGCCCUUUGCAGCCAGAGAGUGAAGUAUUAUGGGGUGGCACAAUUCCCAGCGCGUGUGCCCGGGCGGCUAUUAUGGGAUGGCGCUGUACCUACUGCCUCCCUGCGAAAUAUUAUGGGAUGCAGCAGGCAGGGGGAGGGGAACGUUAUUAUGGGAUGCCUUGCGCAGCACGGGGCGGGGAGGGGGCUGCAGCUCCGGCCGUCGUGCCUGGGGGCCCACAGGGAACCCCCUGUCCCCGCCGACCCCCCUCCCGUCCCACCGCGGGGCCCCUCGCUCCCUCCCCGGCCCCCCAGCAGUUCACAGCCCAUAGCGCCGGCGGGGUAUUAUGGGAUGGCUGCUCCCCCUCACCCCCCCCACCCCGUGCGGGGGUGCAGGCGUGGGGGGGCGGUUGCCAUGGAGCAUUUCCCGUAGGUGGCUAUUAUGGGAUGGACUCGCCUUUGUGGACUAUUAUGGGAUGUGUCCGUUGCCGCAGGGUGGGGCUGCCCAGAAGGGCUGCGGGGGGCGUGAUGCUGCCCGGCCAGGAUGGACGGACCCCGGCCGGGAACGUGGGCAUCCCGCCUGCAGGAGAGCAAUGUGCCUCUAUCAGCUGGGAAAGCAAAGAACUUGCAGCCCGUGUGUCACAAAGCUGGGAGCUGGCAACUUUGCGAGGAAGCCGUGCUUGUGCACGCUGCAGGGCAGGAGCCUCCCUCAGCCUCUUUGGAGCAGGACUUGGUCGUGGCUGUUGCUGCCUGCCCCGGGCCAGGAGUGCUCCUGGUCCUCCUGGCACUAUAUGGCUGUGCAGAGCUCCAGCUGCCUUUGAGCUGAACGUGGCUCACAGCAUCACUCAGAGCCACAGCGGCUCGGUGUCGAUGAGAAUUACAAGGAAAUGCAAUGCCUCUCCCCACCAUCGGGGUUUGAGUCUCUCAUGUUCUUCCCUCAAACCAGCCCGACCCUGCUGGCUCUGCUUGCUGGCAGGGUGCUCAUACCGAAGUCCGGUGAGUGUGUAGCCUCCAGGCUCACCUGCACCGAGCUGGGUUUUGACAGCACACACAAACUUUCAUACAGGACACAAAAACGGGUAUCUCAGUGCAGUCGAGGCAGCUCUGAGCAGCAGGCCGGUCCUGCAGUCCCACUGAGACAGUGCUUGCAUCUUCUCCCACUGGAUCCUACUCUUUGCUUCAGGAAGAGCUGAAUGGGGCCUCUAUGUAAGGCAUCUUAGGGUAAUGGGCAUUUAAGACUGAUAUUAAUAAGCAACUUUGGGUGUUGCUUUCAGCUUUCACUAUUCACUGUAUACACAAUUACAAGUUAAAAAGUCACAUUUUUACAAUUGUGAAACCUUUUCAUCUUAAUUAGCGCUUCUAACUUCAGAAAAUAAAGAGUGGAAGUAAACAUGGAAAAUUCAAAUCUGAA
Molecule: messenger RNA, 1495 nt
Organism: Coturnix japonica (Japanese quail)
Lineage: Eukaryota; Metazoa; Chordata; Aves; Galliformes; Phasianidae
Source: RefSeq, a predicted model, not a curated record